AUGGACAUCGUAGGCCCUAUUCAUCCUCCAUCAUCCAAGGGACAUAGCUAUAUUUUGGCUGCAACUGACUAUUUUUCUAAGUGGGCAGAAGCUAUCCCUCUAAAAGAGACACGAGGUGUAGAUGUGGUCAAUUUUGUUCGUACUCAUUUAAUAUAUCGAUUUGGCAUACCAGCUAGAAUUAUAUCUGACAAUGGAACUCCAUUCAAAAAUCAGGAUAUGCAGAGACUUUGUGCAAAAUUUCAUAUUAAACAUUACUUUUCAUCAGCUUAUAAUGCAGCAGCCAAUGGUCAAGCUGAGUCAUUCAAUAAGACAUUAUGCAAAUUACUGAAGAAAGUGGUCUCCCAUAAUAAAUGA
This is a messenger RNA of Asparagus officinalis (garden asparagus), 354 nucleotides long. Its product is annotated as protein NYNRIN-like. The transcript has a single exon. NCBI's taxonomy places the organism in Eukaryota, Viridiplantae, Streptophyta, Magnoliopsida, Asparagales, Asparagaceae. Gene Ontology annotation, molecular function: nucleic acid binding. Gene Ontology annotation, biological process: DNA integration. The record is from RefSeq and is a predicted model, not a curated record. Bases 1 to 354 code for a protein of 117 amino acids.